UGAACAGCAAUCGGUAAAUUAACCCUUGUAAGACCAGUUCACAUUUAUUAUCGUGACGCCAGUAAAAGAUCUAUUUUUAGCGCGGGAAUUUUCCCGCCAGCUUACAUAACAUCAUCUGCCACAUCCGGUGCAUUUCGGAGAAAAGUGACAACAUUGCUGUUAUCGGCACUUUCCGAGAAGCAGCGACGAGUUGAGUGUUUCGCGUUGACAGUAUUCGCGAAAUAACGUUUAUCAGGCAGGUACUAAAGCGCUAUCAAGGAUGCGCUAAUGAAUUGCAGAGAGGAUGCAGUGCCCUAGCUGUGGGAACACAGACUUGCUUCCUAAGUUUAAGUGUUGUCCAGAAUGCGGUUCUCCUCUUUCACAUGCUCAAAAUGUUCCGCGCAAGAUUGAGCAUGGUGAACACGGAGUCGAAACAACACUACUGCAGCAAAGUGCUGCAUCGACAAGUAAUUACGGUGAUCUUGGACUAGAUAACAGAUCAAUUCAAGGCGAAAACCAGCAGCAGAAUGUUCUAACUGAAGAAAGAAAACAACCAGAUUCCCCAACUGGCCCACAUUCCGGACCAGUAACGCAGUGUAACACAACUGGUUCACAUCCCAGACCAGCACCACAGUCUAAUACAAUUGACCCAUAUCCCGGUCCGGCCCCAGAGCCUAACACAACUGGCUCACAUCCCGGACUUGUACCACAGUCUAACAUUACUGACCCAUAUCCCGGACCAGUGCCACAGCCCGACACAACUGGCUCACAUCCUGGACUGGUACAACAGGUACAUCAGUCUAACACAACUGGUCCACAUCCGGGACUUGUACCGCAGUCAAACACAACUGGCCCACAUCCCGGACCGGUACAACAGUCUAACACAACUGGUCCACAUCCGGGACUUGUACCGCAGUCAAACACAACUGGCCCACAUCCGGGACCGGUACAACAGUCUAACACAACUGGUCCACAUCCGGGACUUGUACUGCAGUCAAACACAACUGGCCCACAUCCGGGACCGGUACAACAGUCUAACAUAACUGGUCCACAUCUCGGACUUAAACCACAUUCAAACACAACUGGCUCACAUCCGGGACCGUUACAACAGUCUAACACAACUGGUCCACAUCCGGGACUUGUACCGCAGUCAAACACAACUGGCUCAUAUCCGGGACCGGUACAACAGUCUAACACAACUGGUCCACAUCCGGGACUUGUACCGCAGUCAAACACAACUGGCUCAUAUCCGGGACCGGUACAACAGUCUAACACAACUGGUCCACAUCCGGGACUUGUACCGCAGUCAAACACAACUGGCCCACAUCCCGGACCGGUACAACAGUCUAACACAAACGGUCUACAUCCGGGACUUUCACUGCAGUCAAACACAACUGGCCCACAUCCUGGACCGGUACAACAAUCUAACACGACUGGUCCACAUCCGGGACUUGUACCGCAGUCAAACACAACUGGCCCACAUCCCGGACCGGUACAACAGUCAAAUACAACUGACCCACAUCCUGGACCUGUAUCACAGUCGUACACAACUAGCCCAUAUCCUGGAUCUAUACCACAGUCUAACGUAACUGACCCAUAUCACGGACCUAGACCAGAGUCUACCACAACUGGCCCACAUCACGGACUUUUAUCACAGCCUGACAAGAACUACGGUUCUGUUACUGUACAUGCUCGACACGAUGAAACGCCAAAUGAGGAAAGAACUUGCUUAUCGGAAAACGAGCAGCGUCCGGAAUGUGCUCCCUCUACACCAUCUGAUCCCACCCACAGCGGAGCUGUUGACUCGAAAGGGACAGUUGAGGCAGGUACUAUUAGUGGUCCGGAAACGCCAACUGAAGAAAGAGCUCAAUCAGCGAUAAACAAUCGGCACCCAGAAUGCACUCCGUCCUCCUUGUCUCAUCAAGGUCCUGAAAAUGCUGCUGAAUUCAAAGGAGCAGCUCUGCCAAAUACAGCCAAUGAAACUACUGGAGGCCAGAAAGAUUUGUCUGAUGCAGUAUCAAGUACCACUCCCCCCUUAGAAGGACAGAGAGAGCCUAUUGUCAACCAGGACCUUAAUGGGGGUAACACAACAAGUGAUACUGUUGUGGUGGAUGCUGAAGCAGUAAGAGACCCUGCCGUUCUUGAGGUAAGCGAGUCUCCUAAUCCUCCCGAAGUAGGGGAUAUGUAUAGUGCGGGGCAAGAAACAACGUCUCGGGAAUUAUCAGAGAAGGAGAGAAAUGCAAGUGAAUGCGCCUCGAGAACAACAAUGGCAUCUACAGAACCGCAACAAAAAACACCGGAGACUCAAGUUCGUUUAGGUUCAAGCUCUGAAAUCAAGGAUAGCAAAACAGAUACUCAAGAUUUGGGUAAACAAUCAAGUGGUCCAGUCACUAGACAGGCUGCAAACAGAGGAAACCAGAAUCAGUCCAAUGCUUCACCAUCAUCUGCAUCUGGACGAAAGGCCGAAACUGUGUCAGAACAUUCUCUAGGCAGUGCCGUAAAUAAUGACGGUGAUAAAGCAAGUAAAGAGGGUAGGAAGGAUGCAGGUGGGACUUGGUAUAGAAAGAGUGAUACUCCAAUUGAAGAAACAUUAGGAGGUCAAAAAGGCAACAAGAAGAAAGGAGGAAAGGGGAAAAGUAAUGCAGGGCAUGAAGCCUCGACAACACAGCCACCUCCAAGUCUCCAACAGGUCAAACCAGAAGCUGGGGUGACUGUGGUAUUUCACGUUUUGCUUUCUUCAAAUUUUAAAACGACGGAGGAAAGUUUUUUUAUUCGGGCACAUGGUGUGGAUUUGGGCGACUUUAGACAGAGUUGUGUUGAUAUGAGAACAGUGGAAAUUGAUGAAAGCCAAGAGAAAGACAAACUGCCUCUUUUUCGUGGUCAGUUCACAUUAAGUCUUGAUCGGGCUCGUAAAGGCACUUUCUACAAGUACGUGGUGGUAAAAAAAGGAACGGUUCACUGGGAAGAGUUACCCGAGUUUCCACCAAAGUACAGCUGCGAUGGUGUUGUCAACCGGUCUCUUAACAUCCCAGGCAACUAUAUUGAACCGGGUGGUAAGUAAAUUUAUUUUUUUCUCAAGCAUCUGAGCGGGCCGGAAUCCUAAAU
Molecule: messenger RNA, 3084 nt
Organism: Orbicella faveolata
Lineage: Eukaryota; Metazoa; Cnidaria; Anthozoa; Scleractinia; Merulinidae
Product: E3 ubiquitin-protein ligase rnf213-alpha-like
Molecular function (GO): ubiquitin-protein transferase activity; ATP hydrolysis activity
Source: RefSeq, a predicted model, not a curated record